Molecule: messenger RNA, 2954 nt
Organism: Halichondria panicea
Lineage: Eukaryota; Metazoa; Porifera; Demospongiae; Suberitida; Halichondriidae
Product: DNA topoisomerase I, mitochondrial-like
Exons: 23
Coding region: 176-2653 (825 amino acids)
Biological process (GO): DNA replication; chromosome segregation; DNA topological change
Cellular component (GO): chromosome; nucleolus
Molecular function (GO): DNA binding; DNA topoisomerase type I (single strand cut, ATP-independent) activity
Source: RefSeq, a predicted model, not a curated record
AAUUUUCAUGCCAAGCUGUCAGAGCUAAGUUCGGGACUUAGUUUCUGAGCACGAGUGAGGACUUAGUCUCUGGAGGGACUUGGACACUUAGUCAAAUUUUCUACUUUUAUUUCUCUGACCCCAUUCAAGUGUCAUUGCUCAGUUUUGAGCGCUUUUUGCGUCUACUGUGUUCAUCAUGGACUCAAUAAAGGUCAAAUCCCACCACCCAUUGCCAAAUGACCACUCACAAGCAGGAUUGCCUAAGAAACCGAAACUGCAUCACCACGAUGGGAAGCCCAAGAAGCACAAAUCUGACAAGCACAAAUCUUCCAAACAUGACAAAAGCUCUGUCCCUGUCAAAAAGGAAUUGCCCUCACCCAUUAAGAGGAAACCAAUGAUUUCAGAAUCUGAGAGCGAAGAUGACAUCCCUCUGUCUAUACAGAAUGCCAACGUGAUGAGUCAGGCGCCGCCCACUCGGAGCGAGUCGCCCCUGGCAACCGUAAAAAUGGAAGGCAAAGUGGAGCUUGGCUCACAGAUGGGAAAACAGGAGCCCUCUCUUGCAGUAAAAAAUGAGAAGAAACUGCUAUGUGAUGAUGACGACAUACCAUUGGCCCAGCUCAAGAGUAAACCCAGCAAGGCCAAGGCUGGAGUGAAGAGGAAGUCCAAGGCUGAUGACAGUGACAGGGAUGAUGACGAGGACUACAAGGUUCAGCUCAAGAGUAAGCCCAGCAAGGCCAAGGCUGGAGUGAAGAGGAAGUCCAGGGCCGAUAACAGUGACAAGGAUGAUGACGAGGACUUUAAGCCCAAGAAACCUAAACCAACUCCUCCGUCCAAGACCAAAUUAACCAUUCCUAAAUCUGCACCUGCUAGGGGCAGAAAGACAAAAGCUCCCCCCAAAGGAGCGGCUAAAGCGGCAUCAGGGGCCUCUGCUGUUUCGCCAGUGAAAGGAGGUCGUAAAAAGAAGGAGGAGGAGCGUGAGGUGUGGAAGUGGUGGGAGGAGAAGCCCCACCCAGAGGGAGUCAAGUGGCUCUCGCUAGAACAUAAGGGCCCGUACUUUGCACCCGCCUACGAGCCGCUGCCCAAAGAUAUCAAGUUUCGUUAUGACGGUAAGGUGAUGUCCCUCUCCACUAAUGCAGAGGAGGCUGCCGGGUUCUUUGCCAAGAUGCUCGACCACGAGUACACCACCAGAGAUGUGUUCUGUAAGAACUUCUUCCAGGACUGGAGAAAGGAGAUGACUGCCGAGGAAGCUUCAACCAUAUCAAAGUUUUCCAAGUGUGACUUCAAGGAGAUCCAUGCCUACUACAAGGAGAGGUCCGAAGAGAGAAAGGCAAUGUCAAAGGACCAGAAAGCAGCUCUCAAGGCUGAGAAUGAGGCGAUUGUGGCUGAGUAUGGAUGGUGCAUGAUCGAUGGGCAUAAGGAGAAGAUUGGCAACUUCAAAAUAGAGCCUCCAGGUCUCUUUCGAGGCAGGGGAGACCAUCCCAAGCAAGGCAAGAUCAAGAAAAGAAUCGAGGCUGAGGAUGUUAUCAUCAAUAUUGGCCAAGAUGCAGUGGCACCUGACCCUCCUCCCGGACACAGGUGGGGCAAGGUACAGCAUGACAGCAAGGUCACGUGGUUAGCCUCAUGGACUGAAAACAUUCAGGCCUCCAUCAAGUACGUCAUGCUCAACCCUACCUCAAGGUUAAAGGGUGAGAAGGACUGGGCCAAAUACGAAGUGGCACGUCGUCUAAAGACUAAAGUGGAUGUGAUUAGGAGAAACUAUGAGUCUGACUUCAAGUCUAAAGAAAUGAAAUCCAGACAGAGGGCUGUUGCGAUGUACUUCAUCGACAAGCUGGCCCUGAGAGCGGGGAAUGAGAAGGACAGCGAUGAGUCUGCUGACACUGUCGGCUGCUGCUCUCUCAGAGUGGAGCACCUCACGCUCCAUGAUGAGUUGGAUGGGAAAGAUAGGAUGGUGGUGUUUGAUUUCCUGGGCAAGGACUCGAUACGCUACCUCAACUCAGUGCAGGUGGAUAAGGCGGUGUUCAAGAACUUGGGUCUCUUCAUGAAAGACAAGGAUCCAGGGGACGACCUCUUUGAUAGGCUUAAUACGGGAGUGUUGAACCAGCACCUAUCCUCACUGAUGGAUGGACUCACAGCCAAGGUGUUCAGGACCUACAACGCCUCUAACACCCUGCAGGAGCAGCUCAUAGAACUUACACAAGCUAGAGAUGUGCUUCCCUCCAAGAUCCUCUCCUAUAACAGAGCCAACAGGGCAGUGGCCAUCCUCUGCAACCAUCAGCGUGCUCCCCCAAAGAUGUUUGACAAGCAAAUGAGCAACCUUCAGGAAAAGAUCGCAGCUAAAGAAGAUUCCAUCACUGAGACAAAGUCUGAGAUUAAGUCUCUCAAAAAAGAAGUCAAGGCCACCAAAGACUCAAAGGCCACCAAGAAAUUAGAGGCAAAGAAGAAGCAGUUGGUUCGUCUCGAGGAGCAGCUACAAAAACUGGAAGUCCAGGCCACUGACAAGCAAGAGAAUAAAGAGAUUGCCUUGAGUACAUCCAAGCUCAACUACCUCGACCCCCGUAUCUCUGUGGCUUGGUGCAAGAAAUACGCCGUCCCACUCGAGAAAGUCUACAACAAGUCACAGAGGGACAAGUUUGCCUGGGCCAUUGACAUGGCUGGUGAGGACUUUGAGUUUUGAUCUAUUCUUCUACACAGUCUAAUUAUUAGGAGAUAUUUUCAAUUGACUUUUUGCUACUUCUAUCAUUCACACUAUAUAUGUAUAAUAUUAUAGGAGAACAAUGUAUUUUAAUUUCCUUUACGUGCACAUCAUUGUCAAACGCCAUGCAGCAAUGUUACUAUACCACCAGUCAUUACAUUUCUGUUUCCAGAUUUUUAUAGACCUAAAAAUCCGCGCUUUAAUUUGUACCCGUUUCUGCUAAUAAUAAUUUUAUAUAUACAUUGCAUGUACUUAUUUAUUUAUAAUAUAAAAUUAUAUACUA